This is a messenger RNA of Limanda limanda (common dab), 2712 nucleotides long. RefSeq names its product ADP-ribosylation factor GTPase activating protein 2 (gene arfgap2). Lineage: Eukaryota; Metazoa; Chordata; Actinopteri; Pleuronectiformes; Pleuronectidae. Gene Ontology annotation, molecular function: GTPase activator activity. The coding region runs from base 11 to 1615 and encodes 534 amino acids. Gene Ontology annotation, biological process: COPI coating of Golgi vesicle. The record is from RefSeq and is a predicted model, not a curated record. The transcript has 16 exons.
GAGUGGCAAGAUGGCGACGGAACCAAAUAAGACAGAGAUCCUCAGCAUCUUCAAGAGGCUGAGAUCCGUUCCCACCAACAAGGUAUGUUUCGACUGCGCUGCUAAGAACCCCAGCUGGGCGAGUAUCCCCUACGGCGUGUUCCUGUGCAUCGACUGCUCGGGCAUCCACCGCUCCCUGGGCGUGCACCUCAGCUUCAUCAGAUCCACUGAGUUAGACUCCAACUGGAACUGGUUUCAGCUCAGAUGUAUGCAGGUCGGAGGCAACGCCAACGCGACGUCUUUCUUCCGCCAACAUGGCUGCUCUACAAACGACACCAAUGCCAAGUAUAACAGCCGUGCAGCCCAGAUGUACAGGGAGAAGGUUCGGCAGCAAGCUAAUGCUGCGUUGUCUAAAUAUGGCACAGAUCUCUGGAUCGACUCCUCUGCAGGAAGCACCCCAGCAGCUCCCGAGAAGAAGGAGACAGAUUUUUUUGCCGAGCACACACAGCCUGCUGAUGACUGGAGUAUGGCUCCGCCCUCUGAGCCCGAGCAGAACGGAGCCAACCUCUCUCAGCUGACAGACACGACACCCAGAGUCCCGGACGGCUCCCAGCUGGAGGACGGACCCAGCAUCGACGGCCUGAGCACGUCACCCAAAGCCUCCAUGGAUGUGAAAACGUCCCUCAUUGGGAAAAAGAAACCCAUGGCUGCCAAGAAAGGGCUGGGGGCCAAGAAGGGCCUGGGAGCCCAGAAGGUGAGCAGCAAGAGCUUCUCUGAGGUGGAGAAACAGGCUCAAGUCGCCGAGAAGCUCCGAGAGGAGCGGGCGGCUGAGGCAAAGAAACAAGCCGAGGAAUCCAUUGUGACGUCCAUGCGCUUGGCUUACAAAGAACUGGAGAUCGACCGGAAGAUGGAGGAAAAGAAAAUUCAGAACAUGGAGGGCAAGAAGAGGGAGCAGGCCGAGAGGCUGGGCAUGGGCUUCGGAAACAGGAGUGCCAUGUCUCACUCCGUGAUGUCAGAGAUGCAGGUGAUCGAGCAGGAAACUCCCGUCGGAGCCAAAUCCUCCUCUCGCUCCAAACUGGACAUGUUUGAUGAGCCGGGCUUCACGUCCGGACCGCCAAAGUAUAAGGACAACCCGUUCACCGUGGGCGAUAGCUUCGGCUCGCGGUGGGACACUGAGGGAGGAGGAGGCUCCUCCUUCACCACGUCCUGGGCUCUGGAGAAGGAGGACCCCAAAGACGAGGUCACCAUCUCUAGUAUUCAGCCAAUCGGAGAGAGACUUCCCAGCAGGAGGAAAGCUGAGGUGUCGGCUCCGGUGUCCGAGUCCAGCGAGGCCAGGGACAAGUUCGCCAACGCUAAGGCCAUCUCGUCCGACAUGUUCUUCGGUCGGGAGAGCACCGCCGAGUACGAUGCUAAGACGAGACUGGAGAGCAUGUCGGGCAGCACGUCCAUCAGCUCAGCCGACCUGUUCGGAGAAGACGGCGACCACAAAGGGAAUGCAGCUGGCUAUGACGGCGUGCUCCCCACGGGCCCGGACAUCGCACAGUUCAAACAGGGAGUGAAGAGCGUAGCGGGCAAGAUGGCCGUCCUCGCCAACGGGGUCAUGAACACGAUCCAGGAUCGUUACGGCUCCUACUGAUCAGCGGCCACGGGGGAAGACGUAGGAAGUGGCGCCCGAGCCGAGCGUCCUGACGACCACGAGCGUCUGGACGGGGACACGGGAGAGACGGCUGCGUGGGGAAGAGACUCCUCUUCUCUCUCAUCCCUCUUUUAGAGACAGUUCUCCAGGAGUGUGACAGUAUUUCCUCCUCUCGUUAGCAGACUCUCGUCUUAUUUUCAUAAAGGAAACCAUCGCAGUGUCGUCUUUUUUUAAACCAACAGUCGUGUUGUAAAAUACCACCGAGAAUUUUUUUUGGUCUUAGAUUUUCAAAGAGUUAACUCUUCUAUAUUUUAUUCCUUCUACAUAAAUCAAAGUGUUGUUAUUGAUGAUUAUUAUCAAAUUCGUCAUCUCUUGUUUUUAUCAUGAUAUUAAAAAAAGUCACAGUAUAUAUUUUUCUCUUUAAGCGUUCAGAGAAUCCAGUUCAGUUUGUAAACCGGUUGUUAGUCUGGAUCUUGUGUGUCUGUCCGGGUGAGGACUUAGUUCACUGAGUCACUGGAGAGUCAAACAUCCGAUGUCCUCGCUGGUUCUUCUCUCCUGAAGGCGUUGAACCCAGGAAGCGCUCGGAGGAGUCGGAGGCUUCUGCUUUGUGGUGUCGGAGCUGUUGGACAUUUCAACUUUAACCCAGAUUACUGUUAAAGUUGACGUGGAUCCCAGCUCAUUAAACAACGACACUGUCUCGACUGCAUCUCAGUUUCACUCCGACUGACUCUCUGAACCUCAGCACGUUCUGUGGAAGCUGCUGUUUCCCCUCGUCAGAUUAACCUUUUAUUUUGAAAGGCCGAUGUCGCCAGUUUACAGUUUAUCUUUUACUUUUCAGACAUGUUGGCCGAUGAAAAGACAAAGAACCAGUUCAGUUUCUGUGUAACUCUGACCAGGUCGCAUGCAAGUGAACACGAUCCCACUGUAGCGUCAGUUUCUGCUCGAGACGCGUGAAACGCACAACUUAUUGUUUUCCAUGACUGUUCCCGAACAAGAAAUGACCAACCACGCAGAUCGAAAGGAUGAAACAUUCAACUAUUUAUUUGUAGGCUACAAAAAGAAACUUAUUCAGUAUGUUAAUAAAGAUUUAAAACCUC